AUGGACCGCAAAAGACCGGUCCUAGGUGGUUCGGUUCGGUUCCCUCAAUAUCUGGCGAUAACACUCCAAGAUGUCUGGCUUGCGCUAGCAGAGGAAGAAGCUGCUCAAGCUGCCCUUGGCAACCUUCCACGACAUAAAGUGAGCUUAUCGGCUUUCUUGAUGUCUGGGUUUGAGUUGGAGGAUAGCCACGGCCAAACUGAAAGGCUUGAAGACCACUCGUUUAUAUACCCCACGUCGCCUCCCGAAAAUGGGGUUCAAUCAGCAUCUUCAUCACCUGAAACCCUGCCCAAAAAUAUUCCCCUCUACCUACCAUCCUCGCUGCCAUCUCACAUUCGUACUCUCCCCGAACUCAAGGAAAUCUGUCAGAUGGAACAACGUCUCCGUGAACCGCAGGCAGACGACACGCUCAGUGAAGUCCGGUGCCAGCGGCGUGUCAUUCAGGGCCUUUGGCAAUUCAAACAACUCAACAUUUCCAGAACGGGGAACAGGCCAAAUACGAAGAUGAUAACGCUUUACAAACAGUUCAGUAAUAAGACGGAUCGAGCAGCAGAGAAGUAUAAGUCUGCCUGGCGUGCGUUAUGUGCUCUCAAUCUGGGUGGCUCAUGGUCAAUGCGGUUGAAGGAGUUGAAGACAGAGCAUAUCACUGGUCCCAGAAGAGAGCCCGACGAUGUUUCUAACAGCCGUUAUGAACCAUCGUGGAUUUGGCUUGUGCCACACGUCAGUGGAGCCAUCAACAUGCAGAUGAAUAUAGGCAAGGAUGAAUUCAAUGAGGUGGGGUUUUGGGAUAUGCACAUAAGCAGGCUGCAAUUUGCAGUCGCAUGGCAGAGAGAAACUGCUGUGGUUGACCCUGGUGCUGUCACCGAGGCCGAGGAAGUGUUUAUAUUUGACUGUGAAGAUUUUGAAGGUGGGGCUGAGCACGAAUUCAAUGAGAAUGAAGGAGAUGGACUUGAUGAUGACGAUGAUUGCCUUGACUUUGAUGAUUAG
Messenger RNA from Laccaria bicolor S238N-H82, 984 nucleotides. RefSeq lists its product as uncharacterized. Lineage: Eukaryota; Fungi; Basidiomycota; Agaricomycetes; Agaricales; Hydnangiaceae. The coding region runs from base 1 to 984 and encodes 327 amino acids. The transcript is spliced from 6 exons. The record is from RefSeq and is a predicted model, not a curated record.